This is a messenger RNA of Homo sapiens (human), 4268 nucleotides long. RefSeq names its product GLE1 RNA export mediator (gene GLE1). Lineage: Eukaryota; Metazoa; Chordata; Mammalia; Primates; Hominidae. The coding region runs from base 1045 to 3150 and encodes 701 amino acids. The transcript is spliced from 17 exons. The record is from RefSeq and is a predicted model, not a curated record. Gene Ontology annotation, biological process: mRNA export from nucleus; poly(A)+ mRNA export from nucleus. Gene Ontology annotation, cellular component: nuclear pore; nucleus; cytoplasm.
GCGACCGAAACCUUCUCCCUAGCCGUUGGCACGUUCUGCUCCCGGGAACCCGUGCAGUCUAACAACCUGCAUUUAUUUCUUGACUUCUGUGUGUACAUCCCUCUGUCCUGGGGUUUCUGUCCUCUUCAGCCUAUUUUAGCGUUUCGGGGAGCUCCCCUGACUUCACAGGUGCCCCGCGCUCUGAAGGCUUCAUUGCUACCCUCCGCCAGUUGGGCGCCUUCUCCGUUCUGCUGUUGUCAAAGCAAUCUCGGCCCCAGGUUCAGUUAACUUACUGUAUGUCUCAUGUGCUGGGAGCUCUAGAGUUUGCGACGAACGAUUGACACGACCUAAUCCAUUGCUACUAGUGAAAUGACCAAAUUUUUAGAUUGAUUUGGCAGACCUGGAAAGUGAAUGGGGGCGUGGUCACCGUACCUAGCAUUUGCAAAGCUCUGCGCGAGAAGUGGAGGGAUGUGGAGAGUUAAGGCCGAGCUCCCAUUCCCGAGUCGCUGCUAGUUAGCUACAGAUAAGGCGUUGUCCUGCAUCCUCAGACUUCUUGGGAAACAAUCCUAAAGUAUUUCCCUGUCUUUUAUGUUGUUGACAGUUUUGAAAAAUACAGACCUUACAUUCUGUAGGUUGACUGCCAGCAUAUGUGCUUUCAAACCACCAGACCAAGGUUAAGCAUUCUUGGCAGGAAUACCACAGAAAUGAUGCCAUGGCUUUCUCAGUAAGUCACAUGAGGAGGCACACAGAUGUCAACCCAUCCCAACACUGGUGAUGCUAAUCUUGAUCACCUGGUUACGUUAUUAUCUGCCUGGUCUCUCCGUUUAAAAUUCGUCAUUUUUCCCUUAGUAAUUGUUGGGAAGUAAUAAUACCAGUAUCCUUUUUUCUGGGCAAACCUUAAUCCUCCAUGGCUUUAGCAUUCAUUGAUGUUUUCCACAUGAAUCGAUACCUCUAUGACGUUGCCAGAUCCUGUUUCUUUAUAUCCGCUAUUCCUUCUGCAUUUGUUAGUUGGCAUUCUACUGUAAGGAGGUGCUUUCUAUUUUAUUCAGCUGGUUGUGGUGACUCAUGCCCAUAAUCCCAACACUUUGCGAGGCUGAGGCAGGACGAGUGCUUGAGGCCAGUUCAAGCUGGGAGCCAGGCUUGGUGUCUCACACCUGCAAUCCCAGCACUUUGGAUGUUUUAGAAGAAUGUAUGUCUCUUCCCAAGCUAUCUUCUUAUUCUGGAUGGGUGGUAGAGCACGUCCUACCCCAUAUGCAGGAGAACCAACCUCUGUCUGAGACUUCGCCAUCCUCUACGUCAGCUUCAGCCCUAGAUCAACCCUCAUUUGUUCCCAAAUCUCCUGACGCAAGCUCUGCCUUUUCCCCAGCCUCCCCUGCAACACCAAAUGGAACCAAGGGCAAAGAUGAGUCCCAGCACACAGAAUCUAUGGUACUUCAGUCCUCACGGGGGAUCAAAGUGGAAGGCUGCGUCCGAAUGUACGAACUGGUACACAGAAUGAAAGGAACAGAGGGCCUGAGGCUAUGGCAGGAGGAGCAGGAGAGGAAGGUGCAAGCCCUCUCGGAGAUGGCAUCUGAACAACUGAAGCGGUUUGAUGAAUGGAAGGAACUGAAGCAGCAUAAAGAAUUCCAGGACUUGCGGGAAGUAAUGGAGAAGAGCUCCAGAGAAGCCUUGGGACACCAAGAGAAGCUAAAAGCUGAGCACCGUCACAGAGCAAAGAUUCUCAACCUGAAGCUGCGGGAAGCAGAGCAGCAGCGCGUGAAGCAAGCAGAACAGGAGCGGCUUCGGAAGGAAGAAGGCCAGAUCCGCCUGCGGGCCCUCUAUGCUCUGCAGGAGGAGAUGCUGCAGCUCAGCCAGCAGCUGGAUGCCUCUGAGCAGCACAAAGCCCUGCUUAAGGUCGACCUGGCUGCCUUCCAGACCCGAGGCAACCAGCUGUGCAGCCUCAUCUCAGGGAUCAUCCGGGCCUCUUCAGAGAGCAGCUAUCCCACAGCAGAGAGUCAAGCUGAGGCUGAGCGAGCUCUGCGGGAAAUGCGGGACCUCCUGAUGAACUUGGGGCAGGAGAUCACCAGAGCCUGCGAAGACAAGAGGAGGCAGGAUGAAGAAGAGGCCCAGGUAAAGCUGCAAGAGGCACAGAUGCAGCAGGGACCAGAGGCCCACAAAGAGCCCCCAGCUCCCAGCCAGGGCCCAGGAGGGAAACAGAAUGAAGACCUCCAGGUGAAGGUACAAGACAUUACAAUGCAGUGGUACCAGCAGCUGCAGGAUGCUUCCAUGCAGUGUGUGUUGACCUUUGAGGGCCUGACCAACAGCAAGGACAGUCAGGCCAAAAAGAUAAAGAUGGACCUCCAGAAGGCUGCUACCAUCCCAGUGAGCCAAAUCUCUACCAUUGCAGGCUCAAAACUGAAGGAGAUCUUUGACAAGAUCCACAGCCUGCUCUCUGGAAAACCUGUUCAAUCUGGUGGGCGCUCUGUGUCUGUCACACUUAACCCACAGGGGCUGGACUUUGUUCAAUACAAACUGGCAGAGAAAUUUGUGAAACAAGGCGAGGAGGAAGUGGCCUCUCACCAUGAAGCAGCAUUCCCCAUUGCAGUUGUGGCAUCCGGGAUCUGGGAGCUCCACCCCAGAGUGGGGGACCUCAUUCUUGCUCAUCUACAUAAGAAGUGUCCUUACUCUGUUCCUUUCUAUCCCACUUUCAAGGAGGGAAUGGCUUUGGAAGACUAUCAGAGGAUGCUUGGUUACCAAGUAAAGGAUUCCAAAGUGGAGCAGCAAGACAACUUUCUAAAACGCAUGUCAGGGAUGAUCCGUCUCUACGCUGCUAUCAUCCAGCUCCGGUGGCCAUAUGGAAACCGACAGGAGAUUCACCCUCAUGGCUUAAAUCAUGGAUGGCGCUGGUUGGCACAGAUCUUAAACAUGGAGCCCUUGUCAGAUGUGACAGCCACCCUCCUCUUUGACUUCCUGGAGGUGUGUGGGAAUGCCCUCAUGAAGCAAUACCAGGUUCAGUUCUGGAAGAUGCUAAUUCUCAUCAAAGAGGACUACUUUCCCAGAAUUGAAGCUAUCACAAGCUCAGGACAGAUGGGCUCCUUCAUACGCCUCAAGCAGUUCUUGGAGAAAUGUUUGCAACACAAGGACAUUCCUGUCCCCAAGGGCUUUCUGACUUCCUCCUUCUGGCGCUCCUGAUGUCACUCCAUCACCCACCAUCACCGCUGCUGCAAAGAGGCAAUAAUAAAGGAACUGAAGACAGCUGUAUUUGGGAGAAGUCAUGUCAGAUUCAGAAAUUUGCCAUUAUGUAUUUUUAUGUAUUUAUGCCUUGUGACUAGGAGAGGAGAUUUUCAUGGGUCACAAAAUUCUUGGAGGUCCCUUAGUAGAUUUGGUAGUUCCUUAAGAGAUCCACGUGAUAAAAUAAAUGGAGUUGGCCUUUCUUGUUUUUUGCAAAAGUGAUAAAAGGUCUUUAGCACUUGGUCUCCUCCCUUGUCUCUAGUGUCUUUCAGAAAGUUGGCAAUACCUUAACAAAUGCACUCUGAGCUGGAGGGAGCCCACCAUUUGCACCCACCUACCCACCCUCACCCCUGUUCAGAUGAAUUUCCAGAAAGAGCUAAGGCUCAUAAGGUUCCCUUUUAAGUAUUAUUUAAUAGUUGAGGCCAGAUACUUACAUGCAAGUCUGGGUUAUGGUUGUUUUGCCUUUCUCAGCUUGUGAAGUCAUUCUAAAGCUAGAGGAAGUAUGUGAUAUACACAUGGACUAAGGCUCAGGUGACACUAUGGCUAGAUUAACAUCUGGGAUUAGGACUGGAAACACAUGUCAUUUUGAACUAAGGGAAACUCUUUGUCAUCCUAAUUUGGAAUUUGGUCCCUGGAUGGCUAGGGAUCCAUGAACCAGGCAGGUACCUUUUUUGUUUUUGUUUUGUUUUGUUUCUUUUCUGUUUGAAUUAAGAUGGGCUAAGAUGGGGCUUGCAACAUUAAACAUGAGCUGAGCAUCCAUAAGCAUUGAAUUGGGAUUAAAUAAAGAUGUUGGGCAGGAACUGAACACUGCUAAUAUGAUGAUAAAUAUGCCUGACUAAAGCCACUACAGAAAUCCAGAGAUUGGCUGUUAAAAUUUGUUUUGUGGAAAGACUAAUUCUCUUUGAUACUGCAGAGGCAGUGGCCAUGGAUCUGUUCCUCUGUGCUAAAUGUCUUGUGGCAGGGUGUGUUUGUGGGGGAGUGUUCACUGGUACUCUUGAGUGGCCUGAAGUGACCCAUUCUAUGAAUUGUUAAUUAAGGUGCCAAAAAAAAUUAAUAAUAAAGCUUGGUUUUUUGAAAAA